Ectocarpus siliculosus is the source of this 1563-nucleotide messenger RNA. The record is from the annotation of a GenBank genome assembly. NCBI's taxonomy places the organism in Eukaryota, Phaeophyceae, Ectocarpales, Ectocarpaceae.
AUGAUCGGAAUUGCAUCUAUGCGUCCCUCUGCCGCUGCGCUGAAGAAGGAUGUCGGCGGAGUGGAGAGACAUAAGGCUAUCUCGAUGUACAACGAGGCACCGUUCGAGGAGAUCACGCUGGACGAGUUUGAGCUGGUCGCGCUCGACAGGUUGCAGGUCCUGCGAAAGAUCGAAGACUUGAAGGCACGAAACGUCCGGGGAGACGACUUCAGAAGGGCCCUCAGAGAGUCGCUCCACAAGUACAUGAAGCUGAGCACGUUGAACGAGGAGAGCGCUAGCGCCGACAAGCGUAAGGACACCAUCUCGCACUUCAUCCUCCGCCUGGCCUACUGCCGCAGCGAGGACUUACGGCGGUGGUUCUUGACCCAGGAAACCGCCCUGUUCAGGCACCGUCUCGAGGAGCUCUCCCCCGCCGAGAUGAGCAAGUUCAUCCCCGAACACGGCCUCUUCUUCGAGGUGGUGACGCCAGAGAGGAAGGCCGCGCUCAGGUCCAAGCUGCUCUCGAUACCGGCGGCGCCGGUGAUGGAGUUCGACCGCACGACGUACUACAGGAUACCCUUCUGGCAGGCGUCGGAUCUCAUCGGCAAGCGGCAGGUGUACCUCGAGGGCGGCUUCGCGUACGUCCCGGUGCAGAGGGUGGUGACCAUCGUGGUGGCGAGGUACCGCAUGGGCAUCUCCAAGUCCCUCAUGGAGGCGUCCAACCACUUCGCCUACGUCACUUCCGACUCCCGCUUCGGCCCCCUUCUGCAGAACAUGAGCAAGCAGUACCUGGGCCGUGACUUCGGCAACGGGGACGGCACGGACCCGGACAACAUCAAGCCCGGGAUGCUCAACUCUCUCGCGGAGAGGUCGAUGCCUCUGUGCAUGAAGCAGCUGCACUCGGCCUUGAAUCGCGAGCACAAGCUCAAGCACUGGGGGCGGCUGCAGUACGGUCUCUUCCUGAAGGGCGCCGGGCUCAGCGUCGACGACGCCAUGGCCUUCUGGCAGGCGAUGUUCACCAAGAUCAUGGGCCUGGACCAGUUCCAGAAGCAGUACGCCUACAACGUCCGGCACAUGUACGGCAAGGAAGGAAAGCGGACAAACUACACCCCCUACAGCUGCCUGAAGAUCAUCAUGGGCAACCCACCCGCCGCCGGAGACCACCACGGGUGCCCGUACCGUCACUAUGAUGAGGACCACCUGUCCAGCCUUCUCUCGCAGGUGCGCAUCGGUGCCACGGACAAGGACGCCAUCCUCCGCCAGGUGAAGUCCAAGAACUACCAGCUGGCGUGCCAGCGGCACUUCGAGGCCACGCACAAGGGCUACGAGGCGAGCGGCGUGAGCACGGACGGGGUCGGGAACCACCCGAACGCCUGGAUGCACGCCUCCAUGGAGUUCCACAAAGAGAAGGCGGCCGGCGCUAGCGGCGCCCAAAGCAGCCCUGCGGGCAAGGCCAUCGGGCGACGGCCGGGGGAAGGCGGAGCGCCGUCGCCGGCCGCCGUCGUGCCCGCAACGCCGUCGCCGUCGCCGUCGCCGGCAGGGACGGGGAAGGGGGGAGCGGCGACAAGAGUGCCGGCAAGCUGA